AGCGCGCGCGCGCACACACAGUAAUGCGAUUACUCUCGUGUCGUGGGGAUUUAAGGGUCAUUUCGGGAAAUCGUUGCCAUCGGCCGUGGAGGUAGAACAGGACGUUUGGACAACAGUUUUUCUUUUUUCUUUUCUUUUCCCUCUUUUUUUUGCUGGCCUGAAAUUAACUGGAGAGUUUGAGCGUAUAAACCCGCCUAUGGGAGUGCUUACUGAUGUAGCAGAGAGUAACACACACACUUACGCACACACUUACGCACGCACGCACACACACACACGCGCAGAGGGCGCUAGCGUGUGGCGGAGGAACAUUUCCACAUUUCUACAGGAUGUGCUCGCUUCUCUGGCACUUUCACGCCGUGUCUGACGGGGAUUACCUGCCUCUCCAAACUAGCAUGGUGGGAGGACAGUAACGCCGAGGGAAGAUGUGCCGGCGGUCGUGGCUUUCCGAAUGGCUGAGGAUCGGCAUCGGUGUCCUCGUAGUCGUAGCUUCCAGUUGCGGUGAGGACCCAGAUGACUGGCAGUAUGAAGACUGCAAGCUCUCCAGAUCUGGGCCACCAGCCACCAUAGUAGCCAUAGAUGAAGAGAGUCCUAAUGGGACCAUCCUGGUGGAGAACAUGCAAAUCAACGGCCGUGCAGAAAACCCUAACAGAACCAUCUCCUUAUCCCUGAGAGACAACUAUGACCACUGGGUAAUCCUGGACCCUGUCAAACAACGGCUUUAUCUUAACAGCACCGGGAGAGUUCUGGACCGGGAUCCUCCUUCAUUCAUGCAGUCCAUUGUGGUGCAGGUCCAGUGCACCAAUGAGAUGGUUGGUACGGUGAUUCUUCAUGAAGUGCGGAUCGUUGUGAGGGAUCGUAAUGACAACGCACCUCGUUUCCAGCAGCCACGGUACUAUGUGGCUAUAAACGAGCUCACUCCUGCUGGGACCACCAUCUUCUCAGGCUUCACGGGGAACAAUGGUGCUGUUGAUAUCGACGACGGACCAAACGGACAAAUCGAGUACACCAUCCAGUACAACCCUAAUGACCCGACAGCGAGCAGAACCUUUGACAUCCCGCUCACCCUGUCUGGCUCUGUGGUGCUAAGAGAGAGACUGAACUAUGAAGAGAUCACACGCUACCUGGUCAUCAUCCAGGCCAAUGACCGAGCUCCUGACCCUAAAGUGCGACUGACUGCCACCACAACUCUGACGGUGGAUGUGCUGGAUGGAGAUGAUCUGGGCCCCAUGUUCCUGCCCUGCAGCUUGGUUGAAAACACUCGUGACUGCAAGCCUCUGACUUACAGAGCCACCGUCCUGGAGCUUGUAGACCCAAGCAAAGCGAACCCAGUGAACGUGACUCCUCCGAUCCAGGCUGUGGAUCAGGACAGAAACAUCCAGCCACCGUCCGAACGCCCAGGGAUCCUCUACUCCAUCCUCAUCGGAAAGCCUGCAUUGUACGCCGAGUACUUCUCACUAAACAGCAGCACGGCCGAGCUCAGACUCCUGCAGCCGAUCAGCCGCGAGCAGCACCAGAGAUUCGACUUGAUCAUCAAGGCAGAACAAGACAACGGACAUCCUCUCCCAGCCUUCGCCAAUCUCCACAUCGAGGUACUUGAUGAGAACGACCAGGAGCCGUAUUUCCAGGCAAACUUCUACCAAGGCUUCAUCCUGGAAUCAGCUUCAGUUGGCACCACAGUCUCCAGCGACACCAGCCUCUCCUCUCCUCUAACCAUCAUUGCUCUGGAUAAGGACACGGACGAGACCAAAGAUCCCAUGGUGCGAAUCUCCCUGGACAGCUACGAAAGCAUCUUCGCGGUGACGCCCAGUGGGAUCGCGCGCUACCUGACACUCCUAAAGCCCGUGGACCGUGAAGAGCAGAAGAGUUACAGCUUCACAAUGAUGGCGUCCGAUGGGGUGCACCAGAGCUCACCAGUUGCAGUUAAUAUCACAGUGAUUGAUGCCAACGACAACACGCCAACCUUCCCCAACAUCUCCUACAGCGUCAGUGUUUACACAGACAUGCGGGCCGGAGAAGUCGUAUUACGGCCCGUAGCUUCCGAUAAAGACGAGGGUCCGAACGGGGUGAUAAGCUACGGCAUUGUGGCAGGAUCUUGGGGCCACUUCAUCAUGGAUAACCAAACAGGACUGAUCAGCGUGGCACCCGGAGUCAACCUAACAGUGGGCAGCUCAUAUGCCCUCACUGUCAAGGCAACAGAUAACGCAGCUAUUGACCAGAGAAGGAGCUCCAUCACCACCGUGUAUAUCGAGGUGUUGCCACCCAACAACCAGAGUCCUCCACGCUUCCCCCAGCUCCUCUACAGCCUGGAGAUCAGCGAAGCUAAGAGGAGCGGAGCCACGCUGCUCAACCUGCAGGCAACAGACCGAGAAAAAGAUCCCAUUAUGUACAGCAUCCUCGGCGGAGAUCCUGAUAACAUCUUUGAACUCAAUCAAACGUCGGGACUCUUCCUGCUGGGAAAGAUGCUGGACAGAGAGCGCACGGAUCGCUACACACUGAUCGUUUCUGCCUCCGACGGCAGGCCGGAUGGGACCUCAACUGCCAAGGUUAACAUCCUGGUGACUGAUGUGAACGAUAACGAUCCUAUGUUUGAUCUUCUGCUGCCUCAAAAUCUCACCGUUGCGGAAGAGCAGGCCGACGCUUUUGUUGGUCGAGUAAAGGCCACGGAUCCUGACUCCGGAGUGAACGGACAGGUGCGUUACAGGUUACUGAGCCACGCCGAACUCUUCCGGAUCAGUGCAGAUGGAGGCAUCUGGACGGAGGUGGCUCUAGACAGAGAGCAGAGGGAGCAUUAUGAGCUGGUGGUGGAGGCAUGGGAUGAGGCGCUGGACCCCCGCAGAUCUUCUAUCACACUCUCCGUCACAGUGUUGGACAUAAAUGAUAACAGUCCAGUUUUCUCCCAGCCAUCCUAUAGCAUCAAUCUGCCCGAGAACAACCCACCGCACAUGGGCAUCCUAAACCUUACAGCUCUAGACACAGACCUGAACUCAAACACCACCUACCGGAUCAGGACACCAGAGGCCAAGAAGCUCUUUGAUCUAAACCCUGUUACAGGAGAGCUGAAGGUGCUGCACACGCUGGACUUUGAGAAGCUUUCUCCUGAGGAGACCACACACACCUUCGUAGUGGAGGCAGUGGACAGCUCUGGCACCAUGCCACCCGGUUCAGCCACCGUCACCGUCACCAUCACCGACAUGAACGAUUUUUCACCCGUCUUCAGUCAACCUCUGUAUCAAGGCAUGGUGGCACCCAAUGCAGUCAAAGGAACCAUCGUGACCAGUGUGCAUGCUGCAGACCAAGACACCAUGGGCAAAGCAGCCGAUCGAGUGCACUACAAACUGGACGUGGAUCAGUUCCCCUACAGUGCCAGCAUCUUCGAAGUAGAGGAGGACACAGGAAAUAUUCUCACCAGGGUCAAUCUCAAUGAGGAUCCCAACACCAAAUUCACUCUCACGAUUAUUGCUUAUGAUGAUGGGCAGCCACAGAAGUCCAAUAAGACCUUGGUGGAAAUCACCGUCCUGCAGCCCUCUGCCAUUCCCAUCUUCACUCAGGAGGAGUACAGGUUUCCUCCAGUCAGUGAGAAAGCUCCUCCAGGGAAGGUGGUCGGAGUCAUCCUGGCUUCUGCCAUAAAUCAGAGCAUCGUCUACUCCAUCAUUGAAGGGAAUGAAGGCGGAGAUUUCAGCCUCAACAACCAGACCGGAGUGAUCUCCACAGCUAAGCCUCUGGACUUUGAGAGCAACACCAGCUACGUGCUGCGUGUGGAGGCCGACUCCAUGAGAGUGAUCUCAUCCAACCUGCGGGCUCCUGCAAAAAGUAACACGGCCAAGGUGUUCAUCGAGGUGCGAGAUGAAAACGACCACCCACCUAUUUUCACUAAGCCGUUCUACCUGGCCGGAGUCACCGAGGACGCUAAGACAUUCACAUCCGUCCUGCAGGUUGAGGCUGUAGAUAAAGACACAGGGAAUUAUAGUGUCAUGAAGUACCGGCUUAUCGUCCCUCCGUCACCAGAAGGGAAAGACAGCUUCGUGAUCGAGCCGUACACGGGCGUCGUCAAGACUGCCAUCAUGUACCGCAACAUGCGCCGCUCCUACUUCAGAUUCGAAGUCGUCGCCACUGACGACUACGGAGAAGGCCUGAGCAGCACAGCGCAAGUGGUGGUGUCUGUGGUCAAUCAGCUGGAUAUGCAGGUGGUGGUGUUCAACGUGCCCCCGACUGCGGUGGAGCAGAACAAGAAGCAGCUGAUGAGUAUCCUUGAGCACUAUGUUCAGGACCAAAUCCCGGGUGCCAUAGUGGUGGUGGAAUCCAUUGGGCCACGGCGGUUUGGAGAGACCUACGAACAAGAUGACUACUCCAGCUCAGACCUCAUGGUGUAUGCCAUUGACCCUCUGACCAACAGGGCUAUCUCCAGACAAGAGUUAUUCAAGUUUCUGGAUGGAAAGUUACUGGACAUAAAUAAGGAGUUCCAGCCGUACCUGGGCAGGGGAGGCAGGAUCCUGGAGAUCCGCACACCUGACAUUGUGCAGAAUGUGAAGAAAGCUGUGCAGUCUGUAGGCUACACGGAAGGAGCGCUGCUGGCUCUCGCCGUCAUCAUAGUUAUUUUCUGCAUCCCAGCCAUCCUUGUUGUCAUCAUCACGUACCGACAAUUUAAAGAACGACAAGCUGAAUGUGCCAAAACCGCCAGGAUCCAAAUGGCUCUCCCAGCUGGCAAACCCGGAGGCAUCGCUGCUAGCAAUCUGUAUGAGGAACUAGGCGACAACACCAUGAGAGGGUACGGACAUCAGGAGCAACAACAGUUGCUACGGCCCUCUCUCUUGAGACCGGAGGAACUAUCUAUGGAAUCAGGCAUUGACCCGGGGCAGGACUAUUAUACGCAGGAUUACUAUAAUUACGACCACGGAUAUGACUUGCCUCAGUAUGGCAGUCGCAGGAAGCUGAUAUCUCCGGCAGGAACAUACGACGAGUACGGCGAGGUGAUUGUCGAGGAUGAUGGCAGCUAUUAUUACAGUCCUCAUGAAUCAGAAGGAGAGUUUGGCAGGAAGAAGAGAAUCAAGUUGGUCGUGGAUCGUGAGUAUGAGACCAGUUCAACCGGAGAUGAAAGUGCUCCAGAGUCCAACAGGAACCGACUGUCCGGUGUCAACAGCCACGGUAACAUCAACGGCAGCAUCUACUUGGCUCAGAACGGUUCCAUCAUCCGAACACGCCGAGCCACCCACACGACCAAUAUCAAAUUUAGCUCUCCUGUCCGGCUUGGAAAGCACUUCAAAAAACUGGACAAAUUAGCUGUGACUCAGGAGGAGAGAGUUCCCCUGAACAGCCCCGGUGCCUUGGGCGCCGCUGCAGGCGAACAGAACAUUAUCCCCAGGCCCUCCGGUGGGUCCUCGGCCUCCGGCUCUAUAGGACCGGAAAGCAUAGCUUGCAAAUAUAACGUGGCAACAGCCAGAUCUGAAAUAACACAAAGUGUGGACGAGCAAGAGUCCACUGUAGACAAUGCAGAGGUGAGGGAGGUGUUAGGGUCGCACAGUGACCGCACACAGUCCGACGAGGAAGAACUGUGGAUGGGACCUUGGAACAACCUGCACAUACCAAUGACAAAACUGUGACAUGUCUUGUAAUAUAAUCCCUUCCAUGUUCAUUUGUAUUGUAUUAAUAAAAGAAAAAAAAUGGAAUUUGCAGCUUUACAAUGAAAUUGCACUUUGAUUCUGUGUUUUUUGCUUUGGCCAGUGAGCUUGCAUCUUGACUAUCCAAGUCCUGAACAUCCAACACUGGUGUUUCUGGAUUUCUCUUUGUUCAUUUGAAAGAAUCUUUCAGUUACCAGAACAUUGUUGAAUCACUUUGGGGUUUUACAUUUCUAUGGGUUCUAUGAGUUUGAUGCAGGGUUGUCUCGAGUGGCGUACAGGAGCCCAGGGCGAGCCGUUUGUUGCGUGACCCAGGCAGAGGGAAUUGUGCGUAUACAGUAAAUAAACAUAUAGACCAGUAUACGGGUUACAGCAAAGCAAAUGACGUACCGCACACUUCAGAACUCGGCCGCCGAGUCGGAUCUUCGGCUCAGAUUUAGAGGCGAAACCGGUGUACAUGGAGGGCACGAGGCAAGCGUCCGGCUCUGUGACGAGGGAUUAAACUGUAAUUGACAUUUGGACAUCUGAUAUUGAUUUACGAAUAAGUUUGUUUGGAAAAAUUGUAAUUGCAGCCCAUUUAUUUUUCUUAAAUUUGGAAGUUUUGGAAAAACACAAAUACAGUAUGAGCGUGCGAGUGAUUUAUUGUGUAUACAGCUACGCUGAGCGACACUACACGGGUCAGGACUGAGGGAUUACGUUUAAAUAGCAGAAUAUAAAUAAAAUGUACUUCACAUUUAACGGUGCAGUCUAAAAAACAGACGAUCACUGACAUCACUGUUGGGUUUUUUUCUAUCCAUCCCUUGAUGUCUGAUUAAUAACACGGUUUUCUCUUACGUGCUUUGACCGAUCUGUGUUUAUUCAUUGCUUUCUGCCACCGCCACAAUAUUUUACCUGCCUCCAUCAGAGCGUGUGCGUCGUCGUUUUAUUUAUUGCCGGGAAAGGUGGCGCUCCAGAUACUCCACGUUAGUCGUAACCAUUAGUCGUGGCCUUAAUGGUUAGAGAGUCUGACUCGUAACCCUAAGGUUGUGGGUUCGAGUCUCGGGCCGGCAAUACCACGACUGAGGUGCCCUUGAGCAAGGCACCGAACCCCCCCAACAUCAUAAAUGGCUGCCCACUGCUCCGGGUGUGUGUUCACUGCUGUUUGUGUGCACUUUGGAUGGGUCAAAUGCAGAGAACCGUCACCGUACUUAGCUGUAUGUCACGUCACUUCACAUACUCUACAUACCCCAAGUAACAUUAGUGCUUGAUAUUCAAAGAUGAAAAAUAGUCGUUCUUAUGCAAUUCUUUAAAACCCAUUUCAAGCAUGAUGUACGGUCAGCAUGGGUCUCUGGGCAACUGCUCACCCUUUGAGGCAGCCCUGGGUAGAAGUCUAUAUUUCUGUUGUGAUUUAUUCAGCAAUGCAUGUGAAUGAGUUAAAGGUGCAGUUUGUCAUUGUAAAGUGCUUUUCUACUCCAAAAAAAAAAAAAAGCUAUAUAAGAGAGGAUCAGUGAUUCCGAUUAUUGCCAUGCAAUGGAUCUCACUAGUUUCUUACUUUUGGGCUUUUCCAAAACCCCCUUCAUCCGAGCCGAACGUGAGCCGUGUGUAAUCUCGACAAAGAAGGGUUUGAGGUCAUUUUGAAAUAAAGGGGACUGUUUAUUUUUAUUGCGAUCCAUUACAAGCCAGCAGAAGACUCUCAUACUUACAAACUGUUCCUUUAAUAGAGCAUUUAAUUGGAUCUGAAAAUACUUUUAAUCAAUAAGAAUUAUGCUCGAUUCCUUUUCUUGUUCACUACGACUCAAAUGACAACAAGGCGUUUUAUUUUCCUAAGGUCAGAGAGAACAGCCACAUGAAUAAACUUUCUUGGUCAAUAUUCUGUGAGCUUCUUUUUUCUUUUUUUCUGGCAUUCAUUCAACAGAAAGAGAGGCUACGUAAUCACUUUAAAGUACUUCCUAAAGAUUUAGGCAGGUAGAAAGAGACUGAAAUUAAAGCAGGAUUUUUAAUACGAUCAAAAUAAUAAACCGUAAUAAAUUAAACAAUUGUCGCGAUGUGAAAUUUUCAAAUAAUAAUUUGAUCCCGUUAUGAGUAACAGACAUCAGACAACAAUAUUACUGUAAAUACACUAUGUUUUUGUGUUAUUGUACUUUAGAUCAGAAAGGUCUAUUUUUCUUAAAUGGUUGUGAUUAUGUAAAUUAUUUUUAGCUCAAAACACAAAUGGGUUUGGAGUUCUGUCCAUAUAUGAAUGACAUAAUGUUGAUGAAUAGUAAUCAAUAAUCUGCAUAAAGUCAGAGUUUUGUUGUUGUUGUUGUUUGUUUGAUUGAUUGAUUGUGAUAAAUGCUAGAAGGUUAUGUUUCCUUUUUUUUUUUUUGAUGUAACGCCUAUUUUGG
Messenger RNA from Tachysurus fulvidraco (yellow catfish), 7975 nucleotides. It is a transcript of the gene pcdh15b, whose product is annotated as protocadherin-related 15b. The coding region runs from base 423 to 5597 and encodes 1724 amino acids. Gene Ontology annotation, molecular function: calcium ion binding. The record is from RefSeq and is a predicted model, not a curated record. The transcript has 38 exons. Gene Ontology annotation, cellular component: plasma membrane; stereocilium. NCBI's taxonomy places the organism in Eukaryota, Metazoa, Chordata, Actinopteri, Siluriformes, Bagridae. Gene Ontology annotation, biological process: inner ear development; homophilic cell-cell adhesion; sensory perception of sound.